This is a messenger RNA of Propithecus coquereli (Coquerel's sifaka), 1276 nucleotides long. RefSeq names its product syndecan 4 (gene SDC4). The record is from RefSeq and is a predicted model, not a curated record. The transcript is spliced from 5 exons. Gene Ontology annotation, biological process: cell migration. NCBI's taxonomy places the organism in Eukaryota, Metazoa, Chordata, Mammalia, Primates, Indriidae. The coding region runs from base 35 to 637 and encodes 200 amino acids. Gene Ontology annotation, cellular component: cell surface; membrane.
GUCCAGCCGCGCGCCUUCUCCGCUCCGCGGUACUAUGGCCCCCGCCCGCCUGCUCGCGCUGCUCCUGCUCUUCGUAGGCGCCCCCGCCGCCGCCGAGUCGAUCCGGGAGACUGAGGUCAUCGACCCCCAGGACCUCCUGGAAGGCCGGUACUUCUCGGGAGCCCUACCAGAUGAUGAGGACGUGGGGGUGCCUGGGCAGGAACCCGAUGACUUGGAGCUGUCCGGCUCUGGAGACCUGGAUGACUCAGAGGACCCCAGGGUCUUCCCUGAAGUGAUCCACCCCUUGGUGCCUCUAGAUAACCACAUCCCUGAGAGGGCAGGCCCUGGGCGCCAGGUCCCCACCGAACCCAAGGAACUGGAGGAGAAUGAGGUUAUCCCCAAGAGGAUCUCACCCUUUGAUGGGGAUGAGGAUGUGUCUAACAAGGUGUCCAUGUCCAGCACUGCCCAGGACAGCAACAUCUUUGAGAGAACAGAGGUCCUGGCAGCUCUGAUUGUGGGCGGCGUGGUGGGCAUCCUCUUCGCCGUGUUCCUGAUCCUGCUGCUGGUGUACCGCAUGAAGAAGAAGGACGAGGGCAGCUAUGAUCUGGGCAAGAAACCCAUCUACAAAAAAGCCCCCACCAAUGAGUUCUACGCAUGAAGCUUCCUCAGGGGCACUGGCUUGGACUGUAGGGGGGCGGGAAGCCGGAGGAUUUUGCAGGGUGGACGUUAGCAUAGGGGGAGGUCAACCUAAUACCGACUUGUCAGUAUCUCCAGUUCUGAUUACCUUUUAAGUGUCAGAAGAGACAUCAUCUUCUGCUGUUCUGCCUGGCUCUUCUCGAUUCUUGGGUCCUCAGUUGCCCUGGCAGAAAAUUGGGCUUAAACUUGGCUUUUCUGAAGGCAAGCCUGGGAUUGGAUCAUUUCCUAAACUUCCAGUUUAGAAUCUAGGUCCAGCUUCAAGCCUAUACUGAACAUGCCUCAUCCACAGGCCCUCUGAAGCCAGGGGGCUGGGGGUGUGUGCGAGUCCCAGCUGGAGGUCUGUCCCCAGCCACCUUCCUUUCUCCCUAUCACAGCCUGUCCCUCUGCCAGGAAGUGGGAGAAGGAUCUAGAACCAUCUGCACCUUGAGAUGUGUCUGUAAAUGGAUACUUAGGAUCACACUACGGGAGUCUCUGUGGUAUACCUUGGGCCAUUCUAGGCUCUUUUAAGUGACUUUUGGAAAUCAACCUUUUUUAUUUGGGGCUUGGGGGAAAGAGCUGAAAGUUCAUGCUGAAAUGGAUUUAUAGAAUAUUUUUAAAUCUA